AUGAAAUUUACCUUACUUGUAACAAUAAUGGGAAAACAUAAGUGUAGCAUUAGUGAAAUGUAAAAUCUAGAGAUGUUUGUUUCUUUGACUAAAUCAUGGGAUCCUAAAAAUAUCUACAGAGGAUUGCUACUAGAUUAAGUAAAUUAUAAUCUAAUAAUUAGUAUCUAUAUUAAGUAAAUACUGGUGAUGCUCUUGAAAUCGGAAAUCUAAGUGUUUUAAGUCGAACAUAUCUUAAUUAAACAGAACAAUGGAUAGAAAAUUUAUAUGAAUCUUUAAAUGAUUGUGGUUUUCAAUUUAAGACUUUUGAGUAUGUUGGAAUCAAUAAAGAAAAAUACAUUUGUAGAAGCACUCUUUUUUUUGUAUCAAAUCCAAUAGCUCAUCAUUGUGAAAUUUUAGAUGUAAAUGUUAAGAAGAGCUUUUCUAUCUUAUUCUUAGAAACUUUUACUUUAAUGUUUAGAAAUGAAGAAGCUGGAUCAUUAGAAGAACCUAAUAAGAUCAAUCAAUUUAUAACAAUCUUAUUUUUAUCUUCUCUAAUAAUAUUUCUUUAUACCUGGAGACAAGGUGUCAAAGCAAGUCUUUCAUUUGUUGUUCCAUUGAAAAUUAUGGCUGCUACAAUAUUAGAAUAAUCUGUUUAAGAUUUAAGUAAACAAGAUUUUAUUGCAAGCAAUUACGAUGAGUAUCGUAAUUCAAAUGAAAUUUGUUUAUUUAUAGAUGUUGUUAUUGACUAUGCAAAUAGUGUGAAAUUUUAAAGCAAUCAAUUUGAAUUAAAUGCAGAAGGGUUAAUGUUAAUGAGUAAUUCAAAAAAAUUCUUUAAAAAGUAAAACAAUCUCUCAGCAGUAGGAUUAUGUUCUAAUAAUAUAGCUAGGAUACAUGCUCUUAAUAAAAGAUAUCUUGAAGCUCUUAAUGAAUAAGAAGAAUCAAUUCAAAUAGCAGAAUAAGAAUUGUAAAGUCUCCUUCAAUUAAAUGAAUUACAUUAGAAAAUGAGUACAAGUAGAAAUUGGUUUUAAGUGUACUAAUCUUUCAAAAGUAGAUUACUAUCUAAAUUCGUUGGUGAUGAUCGAAUCUUUGAGAGACUACAAUCUUAAAAUUAUUAACCAUAACUUUCUAAAAUGAUCUCUAUGGAAUUCAAAUAACGUAGUAAUACUAUGUAGCAAAAUGUAAAACGAAACUCAUAUGCAAGUUCAAAUACUGAUAGAAUGAAAAUGAAUAAUCAAUUACAGAAUCUUAAUAUCACUUCAAUAGCUUUAUUAUAACAGAUUGAAAAAUCUAAUUAAUCAGUUAUGAAAGAUGAUAGUGUUAUUGAAGAGGAUUGUAAAAAUAUUGUUAAAAUCAAAUUAUUAAAUAGGCAAUAUCAACUUUUAAGAAUUUUAAGUUAAUUUAGCAAUGAACAUGAUUAGCUCUUCUUAAAUGAAAUUCUUUAAUUACUUCUAUAAAUGAAGACAGAAGCAGAAUAGUAAAAACCUGCUUCUGUCUUCCUCAAUAACUUAUAGUUUAAUUUAUCUUGUCAAUUAGUUUAUUUUUAUACAAAAUCUAAAUAGAUUUCUAAAGCAAAAAGUUUAGUUAAACAACUUCCACAUAUUCAAAUAUAAUAAAUGAAUUAAAUGACUAAUAGUAUAAAUAUCUUUUCAGAAGCACCUACUAUUUUAAUCCAGUCUAAAAUAACAUUAUUAAAAGCGAUAAUCGAUAUUAAGCAGAAUAAAAUAGUUUAGAGCUGCUCAAAAUUGUUAUCAAUUUUAUCUAAAUCUGUUUAUGAUCCUUAUUAAUACAAUUAUUCAAUUAAAUUGCUUUAGUAAAUAUUUCAAUCUUAUCGAUUAAACACUUCUUUAUUGGAUUAAUUUUAUAUCACUAAUCAACACAUUUAAGCAAUUAUAUUAAUUGAUUACACAAAUUAAAUGACAGUAGAAUAGAUUUAAUUGUCUCAUUCUAUUACUAAAUACAUCUUGUCUCUAUUGAAUUUUCAAGAUUAAGUAGGUCUAUAUGCAAUUAAUUCUACUUUUCAUUAAAUCUUCCCCUUAUAAUAAUGCUAACCAUAUUUGUAAAAUAGUUGCAAUAGAUUAUUACUGCCUCCUGGAGGAGAGUCAAAUCUAUUAUAGUUAUUAUAAUUAGCAGCAGGAACUUUCUUCAUUAAAAAUAAAUCUAGACCUAAAGAGGAGAACACUUAAUUGAAUAAUUCAAAUCAAUCGAUUUAGAAUGAGAAAUCUAUGUAACAUAGUUUAAGUAAUGCUGGAGAUGUGCUUGAUAAGUAUUUAUAAACAGAUUAUCAUGAUAAAAUUGAAGAUGAAGAGGAUGUUAAAUCUUAAUUAAGAGUUAUUAUACUCUUUGCUGAAAUGGUUAAAGAUUAUACUUAAUAAAACAUAGAGAUAUUGAAAUAGAUUAUGAAAAAAAGAAAGAUACAUAUUAUCAUUAUUUAGAUUGCUAAUUAAAAUUUAAAUAAAAUUUAUUUAGAAGCUUUAGCAGACUUGACUCCCUAAUCAUGCAUUCUCAAAUAAAACCAAAUAGUCAAAUACUUUGAAUAAAUCAGACCAUCUCCAUAUAUCAAAAGAGAAUACAUAGAAUUUUUUUGA
Molecule: messenger RNA, 2564 nt
Organism: Paramecium sonneborni
Lineage: Eukaryota; Ciliophora; Oligohymenophorea; Peniculida; Parameciidae
Source: the annotation of a GenBank genome assembly